This is a messenger RNA of Podospora pseudocomata, 2415 nucleotides long. RefSeq lists its product as uncharacterized. The transcript is spliced from 4 exons. The record is from RefSeq and is a predicted model, not a curated record. Gene Ontology annotation, biological process: ubiquitin-dependent protein catabolic process; protein K48-linked ubiquitination. Gene Ontology annotation, cellular component: cell division site; ubiquitin ligase complex; cytosol. Lineage: Eukaryota; Fungi; Ascomycota; Sordariomycetes; Sordariales; Podosporaceae. Gene Ontology annotation, molecular function: protein binding; ubiquitin protein ligase activity. Bases 457 to 2415 code for a protein of 652 amino acids.
AAAGCUGCAACGGCUGACCUCGACACCGACUCCUACGACAGACAGAAUCUUGGCUGUUCGACUUCGUGAGGGGACACGACAGGAAGGACGGAAAAAUAAACACUGGGAUAUCAGAAAACCUGGAAGUAAGGUAAUUAUCCCAGAUAUUUCUGGAACACUGAGCUACUACUAGACUGUAAGAGUUUCCCAUCGGUCCUGCGGGUGUGGCGGCCUGGCCGACCGAAGCGGUUGAACCAUACAUGGCUGCUGCUGACCUUUCUGCCCUAUCAGUCGCGCCUAGGGGAAGCCUAGGCUCUGAACGCCCCCCUCAGCAAAACCCCAAAUCUCCCAACCACUAAACCGCGACGUGCUUGUUACGAUACCCACCGCAAAUUUCACCCCCUUUGACAACGUCUUCCAUCUCGCCUCGUUUUUCUGCCUCCAUGUAAACCUCGGUGCGCUCUUUGACUUUGCUCAAUGUUUACACAACCUGUAGCCUCGCCCACAUCCCCGGGGGCUCCGGUAUCACCUGGUCCAGUCUCGCCCACAAGGACCAGUCGCCUGAGAGGCCUGAGUUACUUUCGUAAUUACACCCAGAACCACCUCCUGUCCCGCGAGCACAGCGCCCACGCCCAUGCCCACGCCCACACCAACCAGAGCCACCAACAACACCACCAGGCAAACUCCCCGACUCACAAUCCAUCCUUGAACUCUCCAGCACUCCCCUCUCCCGGCCUGCCUAUCCCCCCUCCCACGUCAGAAGCCAGCAGCCAUUUUAAUCAUAAUAACAUCACCAACGCUACUACCAACCACACCCACGGCCACCCCUCGCACACAAGUCGGUCCAAUCCCUUCUUGCAGCCCGCCCCGACACUAGCCCAACCCCUCGUCCUCCCACCCUCCACCGCAUCGCCGACCUCCUCCGGCCUUUUCCCCGGCGAUCCUUUGAAUUCUGCCCUCACCGAAAGAUCUGGAGGAGUUGGAGGACUUGCCCCUCCCGCCAACACCACCAUCAUGACCCGGGCUCGUUCCGCCACCGUGGGGGAUGCCGUCUUGUCGCCCGACCCAGGAAGCUCGAGCGCCGACAUCCUCCCCUCGAUCCGAUUCAGCGCCUUUCACGACACCCGUGCUACUCGCCCGUCCCUCAAGUUCCCCACCAUCUCGCGUACGCUCCCAACUGGCAAUGAAGUAAUCCGCGUAGGCAGAUACUCGGAAAGAGACAACCAGCCCAAUAUCCCCAGCAACAUGCCUUCUGCGGCGCCCGUAGGGUUCAAGAGCAAGGUUGUGAGUCGACGGCACUGCGAGUUCUGGUACGAGGAUGGCAAAUGGUACAUCAAGGACGUUAAGAGUAGUUCUGGCACCUUUCUCAACCACAUCCGUCUCAGUCCCCCCGGCACCGAGUCGAAGCCAUUUGCGGUGAACGAUGGUGAUAUUGUGCAGCUGGGUAUUGACUUCAAGGGCGGGGAGGAAAUGAUCUUUCGCUGCGUCAAAAUGAGGCUUGAACUAAACCGCGGGUGGCAGAAUAAACUUAACGCCUUCAACCUAACCUCACACAAACGCCUUCGAAACAUGACGGCUGGCUCGGCCCAAGACUCUUCAGCUCAGUCUUACACCCAGGACUGCUCAAUAUGUCUGAAUAGCAUCGCGCCAUGCCAAUCCUUAUUCGUCGCUCCAUGUUCCCACACAUGGCAUUUCAAAUGCAUCCGAGCCCUGCUCAACUCCCCAUCCUACCCCAUUUUUAUCUGUCCCAACUGCCGCGCAGCCGCCGACCUUGAGGCCGAAGUAGAAGACCCCGAAGAAUGGGAGCAGCUGGAUUCGGACGAAGGGGCCAAGUCCAACCCUGAAGGGACCUUACUAGCCCCCGCUACCAGCGAAGCCCAACCACGAAAGUCUAGGGAGUCUGUCCGGGCCACCCGACAAGCUACCCUGAUUGCGCCGCAGCAACCACCUCUUCCAAUCCCUGUUCCAGUAAUACAAAGCGAAAGUGAACCAGAUGUGGUGAUGGUGGAUGUUCCAGCACAGCAGCAACAGCAACAGGCACCUCCCGUUGCAGAAAUCACACUCAUCGACACACGAGAGCCAACAACGAGCACAAAUGCAAGCCGCCCACCAUUUCAACAUGCCCAGUCAAGUCCCGUGCCCAUUCAUCAUGCGUCUGGGCACAGGACACCAUCUCCUACGGGUCCGUUAAUCGCCGGUAACAACGAGGGGCCGAUCACGCCGAGGAAUGAUGCCGGGCCAUGGGUCUUUGACGGAAGUGGGCUGAGGCAGAGGGCGGACGGGGGAGGAGCAACGGCUCAGGCAACCAAGUUCACCACGGGUUCUGCCGUCAUUAAGAGAUUAAGUGGUGUUGCGUUUUGGGGGAGUUCGUUGGAGUUUGGUGUCUCUACUACUCACCGCUACUACAUAUACUUGCUGACGGAAACGAAGGCAUGA